This is a messenger RNA of Aspergillus pseudonomiae, 1540 nucleotides long. RefSeq lists its product as uncharacterized. The record is from RefSeq and is a predicted model, not a curated record. Lineage: Eukaryota; Fungi; Ascomycota; Eurotiomycetes; Eurotiales; Aspergillaceae. The transcript has 4 exons. The annotation marks the transcript as partial.
AUGGCUCACCAUCCCCGUACCUACGCUGGCCGUAGCAGUGACGACGACGAAACCGCUAGCAGUGCGUCUUUCCGUCUAGACUCGGACGACGCGGCCGGUGUGGAUUUGCAGACGGAUGCCACAGAUGUCACAGACUCCGAUGUGCCUCCUCCAACUCGCUGUAGAGGCAAAGGUCGACCCCGUCAGAACCGCUCUAUACAGAGACCUUCGUGGGGAAAGUCUCACAAGAGUGAGAAAGGGUCUCCUUCUCUAAGCCGCCUAGCGACGGACUCAGACUGCAGUUCUAGUGGCGAUGAUGUCAAUGUCGACGUCCGCCAUUCUCGAAGUCCUGAGCAACGAUGUUCCCAGAAGAAAAUUCGAAAGCCUGCUACUCUGUCAGGAGCCCCAACACGAAACAACGAUUCGAACACCAGCUCCAGUGACGAUGACUGCAGUGGCAGUGGCUUUGACAGUGACUCUGACACGGACCCCGACAUUGACUCGGAUGGCGAGUUAUCAUCAGACAGUGAUGAUGAUGGUUACGCGGACGGCACCAGAAGAAACAUUACGCGGAUGGACGAGAGAUGGGAACGGUAUUGCCGAAAGAGGAAUAAGAGAUACAGGGCGCUACCAGAUUCCUUGUGGGCGAAUCCUGCUUCGGCUCUUCGCGAAGCAAGGAAAAAGGAGUUGACUCUGUUCCUUCGUUGGUGCCUACGUUUGCGGCGAGGGAAGAAUGGCCGGAAGCUAAAGGGUAUCAAGAAAUUCAAGUCUUUGGAUACCGAUUGGAAGUCAUUCCUCCGUCACUAUGAAAAGGUUACCGGGGAACCCAUGGACAAUGCGCUCGGAAGGCGAAUGAGAAAGAGUAUUCGCAGGAUUGCAAGGGAGCAUGAAUUAGAUACGGAUGAAAAAGAAAAGACCCCGAUGUUUAUUGAAGACGUGGUGCCACUGCAGGAGACAACACUACGUACAAUGGAGAAACGGUUCGAUCUUGGUCUUCAGCGCAUGCAACAAUGUCUCUACCCUUUAAUGGCAUGCUUUACGGUAAAUCGGAUCAAUGCUAUGCGUCGUCUUCAGUACCAGCAUCUCCAGUGUUCGAUCCAACGGGAUCCUCAUGGGGGACCGCCCCGAAUCCUCCUGGAGAUCAAGUAUAAAUUUGCGAAGAAAUACAUGGGUGUGACGCAAGCUAACACCUUCCCCCUCCCCGAAGUCAUUUAUGAUCCGUCGUUGAUGCUGAGCCCUCAUACGUUCCUUCUCGGAAUUCUCUUUCAUGAUGAUGCAUUUCGAGUUCCGGGAAUAAAGUCCAUGGAGGACCUGCGACGCUUGUGGGUGGAGGAUGGCCGCCAGCAGAUGGAGGUCCCAUUGAAACGGGACAAGGCUAAACAUUAUGUAUUCUGCAAGGUCAAAAGCGUCCGCGGCAAGAUUCAGAUACAUCGCGAUCAGCCUAUCUCCCAAAGUACCCUAUCUCGACAGCUCAAGACCUUUGGGGAGAUCGCCGGCUUUAAGUGGUCAUUGUUCACGCAUCGGUUCCGGUACGGUGGCGGCACCAUUCUAAAUGAAAGCG